Messenger RNA from Cricetulus griseus (Chinese hamster), 3601 nucleotides. The record is from RefSeq and is a predicted model, not a curated record. Lineage: Eukaryota; Metazoa; Chordata; Mammalia; Rodentia; Cricetidae.
GUAGCUGCACGUGACAGGCCUGGGACUACGGCAGGUUCCCACGUGAUCCUGGCCUGCAGUAGCGUGGCUGCAGUGAGGUUCCUGCGCUCCUGAAGGGCGGGCGCGGAAGUAAAGACGGCCUCAGGCGGAUUCUUACUGGCGGCGAGAUCGGGAAGAGCCACCAGGCGGUGACCGCUUUGCUUCUGCAGCUCGGGUCAGCUCAUUCCGUUACCCCAGCCUUCGCGGGCUGCACAGAGGAGGACCAAGUUACCUUUGGGUCUUGAGACCUUGGGGAGCGGGGCCCAAACUCGGGACCAACUCCUCAUCCCCCUUGCCCUCCCUCUCCUGCAUCUCUUCCAUUGCACGCACGGAAUCGCUUGUGCCUUUGGGCUGGCCUCCUCAGCCGUGCCUGGAGACUUAAGUUCGGGUCGGUAAAGGUAACCGUGGGAAAAGCGGCCCCCCAGUGGACAAAGGCAGAGGCAGGGAUAGAGCAGGCCCUACGGGCCGCGGGCGGUGUGCAUAGGCAGUUGAGGAGGUGAGCCAGAAGAAAAGAGUACUGCGGAUUUAGAAGGCACUGUGAAGGACUUGUUGCGCGAUGGAAGAAUCUGACUCCGAGAAAAAGACGGAGAAAGAAAAUCUGGGCCCUGGAGUGCAGCCUCCACUCGGGGAACCGGAAGGAUCGCUUGGGUGGACAAUGCCAAAUGCAUCCAUGAAGAAAAAGGUGCUGUUGAUGGGUAAAAGUGGAUCUGGUAAGACCAGCAUGAGGUCUAUUAUCUUUGCAAAUUACAUUGCCAGAGAUACACGUCGCCUUGGUACAACAAUACUAGACCGUAUACAUAGUCUUCAAAUUAAUAGCAGUUUGAGCACCUACUCUCUCGUAGACUCUGUUGGAAAUACAAAGACAUUUGAUGUAGAACAUUCUCAUGUUCGAUUUCUGGGAAACCUGGUUUUGAACCUGUGGGAUUGUGGUGGACAAGACACCUUCAUGGAAAAUUAUUUCACUAGCCAGCGUGACAACAUCUUUCGAAAUGUUGAGGUUCUGAUUUAUGUCUUUGAUGUGGAGAGCCGCGAACUUGAGAAGGACAUGCACUACUAUCAGUCAUGUCUUGAGGCCAUUCUGCAGAAUUCUCCAGAAGCCAAAAUCUUUUGCUUGGUACACAAAAUGGAUUUGGUACAGGAGGAUCAACGAGACUUGAUUUUUAAAGAACGAGAAGAAGACUUAAGGCGUUUAUCUCGUCCAUUAGAAUGUUCUUGUUUCCGAACAUCUAUCUGGGAUGAAACUCUGUAUAAGGCUUGGUCCAGCAUUGUUUAUCAGCUGAUUCCCAAUGUUCAACAACUGGAAAUGAACCUACGGAAUUUUGCUGAAAUUAUUGAAGCUGAUGAAGUGCUUCUGUUUGAGAGAGCUACCUUUCUGGUCAUUUCUCAUUAUCAGUGUAAAGAACAGCGUGAUGCCCACAGAUUUGAGAAAAUCAGCAACAUUAUUAAGCAGUUCAAGCUGAGCUGUAGCAAGCUGGCUGCCUCUUUCCAGAGUAUGGAAGUGAGGAACUCUAACUUUGCUGCUUUCAUUGACAUAUUCACAUCCAACACUUACGUCAUGGUCGUGAUGUCUGAUCCAUCCAUUCCUUCUGCAGCUACUCUGAUCAACAUCCGCAAUGCCAGGAAACACUUUGAAAAGCUGGAGAGAGUGGAUGGACCAAAACAGUGUCUUCUCAUGCGCUAAACAUUGCCGAAUAUUGUUUCACACAAAAAAUUGAAACACUGUUUCUUUAUUGUUGUACUCCUAUGUGUAGACUCUAAAAUACUGUGAUGCUUACCACUUCUGUAUUUCUUCUCUACUCCCCAGUCUUACCGUUUAACUUUGAAUGCUAUUUAUUCAAAUAGCCAGUGAGGAGUUACAAGAUCGGGUGUCCAUGAAGUUGGUGUAACGUAUACGUAGGUGAUAAUAUGUAAGUGUUCUGAUAACAUGAUUCUAAUAGAUAGUGUUUGUGUUCUGAUAACCUGCUUCCAAUAGUUGUGUAUGCCAAAGUCCUUCCCAGCAUCCUCUUGUAUUCAUUAUCAAAUAUAUACUUGUAAGUUUAAAGUAUUACUGUUUUCUCAGCAUGAACUAAAAAUAUUCCGUAACUCAGCUAGGCAUGGUAGUUCAUGCCUAUAAUCCCAGCAUUUGGGAAGCAGAGGCAAGAGGAUUGCUGUAAGUUUGAGGCCAGCCUGUCUGCAUAGGGAGGUCCAGGCCAGCCAGGGAUAUAUAUCAAGGUCUUGUCUAAAAAAAUCAUAUAUAUGUGUGUGUAUGUAUACAGAUACAUACACAUAUAUAUGUAUUCCUUAACUCUGAUUGUAAAUAAAUGUUUGCUGUUAGGGAUUUCAGUGUGUGUGUUUCUUUUUCUUAUAUCUUGAACUUUGCACUAAGGGUUAAAAGUUUCAUUUAUUCUAGAGAAGAGAACUUGCUUAUUGGAAAACAGUAUAAAUAAAGCUAACUGAAGAAUGGAGCCAGAUUUUAGCCCAGGAAUGACUUUAAAUGUCUGAUAUCUGUGAUUUUUCAGUUAAAAGAAAAACAUAAGAAGCUACUGAGCAAGAUAAUUAUAUGAAAUCAAUGUUUAAAAAUAACUUGUCUAUGCUGUAUGGACUGGUAGCAGUUGGAGAAACUAUGUUAGUAAUCCAGGCCUGAUCUGGAUUGAAAGUCUCCAGUGCUGGUCAGAUAGCUCAGUGGAUAAAAGCCCUGACCACCAGGCCAGGUGAGCGGAGGUCCAUUUCCAAAAACUAUAUGGUAGAAGGUGAAGACAGAUUCCUGCAAGUUCUCCUGUGAUCUCUACAUGCAUGCCUACGUGUAUAAAUGCACAUACAGAGACACACUGAAUAAAUAAAAAUUUAAAUGUUUAAAAAGUCAGUUCAAAGAAGUAAUUAAUAAAUGAAUGAAUGAAUAAAAUCAUGAUGAAAAGUAAGAUUUACAAGGUCCAGCAGUGGUUACUAUUUUAUUUAUAUAUUCUGUGACACCAAAUGCACCUUAAAAUAUUAACUAGAAUUGCUGUAACCUCUAACCUUUUAAGUUCCAUUAACAUUACAACAAAACACACAGGCACACAUUUAGGAAAUACACAACCCUAUGGACUCAUCUCAUUGCUCCUGUACUUCAUAGAAUAAAAUGUUGUCCAAUGCUGGGUUGUGCCUUUAGGCUACAUAGAGAAAUGCUGUCUCAAAAAGUCAAAAGAAAUAAAUGUCUUCCAGCAUCAGUCUUUCCCAUCUUGAUUUUUUAUCAUUACCAGUUGAGAAAUAAGUAGUUUUUAUUAAGUAGCAAAGAGUAUGUUUUUAAGUAGCCUAUGUUGCAUAGACUCAAAAAAACUUCAUGGGAGUAAUUUUAGAAUCUGUAUUAAUGCACAAGAGAAAUCUUUCAGGUAUAUAUUCUAGACUCUUCAUCCUAUUAGCAUGUAGGAAAAUAAAAAUACCAAAUGAAUAGAGGUCUGUUCAAUAACUACUGUGAGUCAUGGUUUGGCUUGUUCUUGUCUUUAGUGUUUAGGAUGGAAUUUUGAAGGAAAUGUUUGACAGGUUUCUUUAAGUAGUUAGAUAGACCAUGAAAACAUGUAUUUGGAAGUAGGUGGAUAAAAAUAAAAAAAUAGAGUUGUGAAAAUGA